This is a messenger RNA of Syngnathus typhle (broad-nosed pipefish), 1929 nucleotides long. RefSeq lists its product as uncharacterized. Gene Ontology annotation, biological process: nuclear-transcribed mRNA catabolic process, nonsense-mediated decay. Bases 952 to 1593 code for a protein of 213 amino acids. The record is from RefSeq and is a predicted model, not a curated record. Gene Ontology annotation, cellular component: P-body; nucleus. NCBI's taxonomy places the organism in Eukaryota, Metazoa, Chordata, Actinopteri, Syngnathiformes, Syngnathidae. The transcript has 2 exons.
ACGCCCAGGCAACACUAAUGAAGGCAGGAUGGAGUUAUGGCGGUGGCGGCGUAAUUGGACCUCAGAGACACUGGAAACUUGCUCGCCAUCAUCAUCAUCAUUGGACAUUUAUUGUCCAAAGUGCAGCUUUGGGAUUUUCCAGCGCUUAUUUGGGUCCUCCGCAUUUGUGAUAUGAUUUUUCUAUAUGUGGCGCUCAGAAGGACGCCAUGUUUGAGUCCGUCUGUUUGAAGAGUGGAUGCUCUCCAUCAAAUAUGAAGACAAAUGAUACUUGUUAUGUUGUCCUUGUCUGUAUUGUUGUCCUCUAGCCAAAAUACCCCUGCACAAGCCCCGGGGGGUGAGAAGCGGAGGGACGGGGAAUUGUUACCUGGCAGCUGGGCCGCAAAGAUGUCGUUGCGCCCUAGAGAGAACACUCACCAUCACCCAUCAUGGAUAUUGCCGAUGCCAUCAGCUGAGGACAACAAGGGCAAAGGGCUGCCUAUCGAAAGGAAUGACUUGCUCAUAAAAACUAGUCACUCUAAAACUAUUAUAGGCCUAAGGAAUUAUUCAUACUGAGACUGGUAUCAAUGAGAGUAAAAGGCUAAAUUUGUGAAUAAUGUGUUAUUUUCCACAAUCGAGCUCAUCCCGGAAGCAGCGAUGUUCACACUUCAGUUUCUUGACAAACCUAACUUAGCUUUAAUUUUGAAAGGUAACGCGGAAGUGAAAACGGUUUUCGUAGUUUUUAUUAAAGCAGUUUAAAGCAGUGGUACCGUAUGAACGUUUUUUGUUCUCCCGGACUAAAAGUAUUCAUUAGGUCAGAGUUUAAUAUCAAGAAUGCUAACGACAUUGAAAUUACUCUCUUGAAUUGUAUCAAUUUCUUGAUUUUUGUGGCUUUGUCAACUGCCGUUAGUCCGUGACGUCACGAUAGCGGAAGCGCCCGGACGACUGGAUGAAGUUCCCGAGCAGUUGCUGACAAUGAUGGACUCCACGCGCAAUGACCAAACUCAGCCUGGCGACGUCGACAAGAAUCCGGGGGCAGCGACCGGGAAAGGAGAUGCCACGACGAAACUGAUGAACGUCAAGAAGAAAAAGAAGAAAACGACGAACGGGAGGAGGGGGAGAAGGAGGAAGAAGAAGAACCCGCCGAGAAUCUCCCGCUUGUCUGAUCACAACAAGACCCAGCAGGAACAGCAGCAGAGCAGUGUUUCGGAGCAGCCCUGCCGGGCAUCAGCCAUCAUCAGCAAGAAAGAGCUGCUGAGGUCCAAAUGUGAUCGCCUGGAGCGAGAACCAGUGCCACCAGUGUGUCUGGCGGCCCACAUGCUUCUGAAACAUGAGCAACUCAACGGCGCCGUCCUCUACGGGCACUCCUGCCGACGCGCUCCCAAACCCGGCAGGAACGACCUUUGCACUAAACCUCGUUUGGAGCACCUCACCGACCACCUCGAUGACAGCGAGAAAGUCUACGCCGGCGCCAGGUUCAGCGAACCCCCCUCGCCCAGCCUUCUCCCCAAACCGCCCGUCCACUGGGUCCGGAAGAACCCUAGUCCAAAACUCAAAAGUCGAAAACUAAUGAGCGACCACUUGAAGUCGCUUUUGAAGGUUCAAGAUCAAGCCUGACCGAGCCAGCUUGUUUAAGCAGCACAAAACACGGCUUCAUCUAAUCAAACAACGCCAGUCAACUCAGUCAGCGUGUCCCCCCACUAAGGCAGCUAUUGCUCAUUCAGGAUGACUAAAGUAUUUUCUUCAGCAUCCUCGUUAAUUCAGAUAAUUUAUUUGAGGGUAUUUAUUCCUCCUUUAUUCAGAUAAUUUAUUUGAGGGUAUUUAUUUUGUUGAGCCUACAAUGACAAGUUUCUUUUCUCUUGAAACUUUAUUAGUAUUUUGAUAUAAACAGAUACAUUGUAUGUGAUGGCAUGCCAAUACAUUAUUAUACAAGGUACAUUUACUUCUUUGUAA